AUGACUACUCAAUUUCCAAAAGAUUCUAUAAUUGAUGAUUUAAAAUCACUUGUAAAAGAACCUGAUGAGACCGUAACAGAAAAUUACAUUGUUGAUUUUUUAAAUUCACGAUUUACAGAAUUAGAAGACUUGGAAAACAUUAAUUCCAUAUUAGAUGUUUUAAACGAUGAACAUCAAGUUUUGAAUGAAAAGUUUACUCAAAUACAUAGUGAAACAUCAGAAACUUUAAAAUACUCUCUUUCCUCGUUUAAUGCCACAGUAACAGAACUUGAAAACCUUCAAUCCACAAGAUUGGAAUUGGGUGAUUGGCUGGCAUCCCAAUUCGAAAUAUUUGAUAAUGGACAUUUUGGUUCAAAAAAAAAAGAUGAUUUGUUGGAUGAAUUAAUCAAACUACAACGUCAAGUUUAUGGAUUAGGAAAAUCCGAAAAAUACAUGAAAAUAUUGGUAAUAGCUGAUGAAUUGAGCAAUCAAGCAAAACAAUUGGUCGAAAAGUCUCCACAAAAAGCACUUGUACCUUACACUCAACUUAUGCAACUUGCACAUAAGAUUAAAUAUAAAAAUGAACAAGUGGGUUACUCAAUAAAAAAUUUAGAUGCUUUUUUGCAACAAAGUGUUGAUGCUUUAUGGGAUGAUAUGAAGAGUAGAUUAUCAAAAAAAUUUCAACAAACACUUGAUUCACUUAACUGGCCUACUCCAAUAAAUUUAUUAUCUGAUAAUUCAAUCACCUCUGAUAAUUUAUCAGCAUUUACCAAUGCUUUUACGGAUUUACUUAUAUUACAACAACCAAUUGAGUCAAUGACUGAUUCAAAGUAUUCAGAGCCAGGCUCUUCUUCUUCUAAAGAAAACAGCAACAGUAACAAUAAUAGUAAGGCAGAAGGACUUCCACCUCUUAUACCAAUUCAAAUAAUGGUUGAUCCUUUGAAAGUGAAAUUUAAUUUUCAUUUUAAUUCCAGAAGAGCAACAAAUCGAAUUGAUAAGCCAGAAUGGUACUUUACAUACAUUUUAACUGCUAUCCGUGAACAUUCACCAUUUUUACAAGAAGUUGUUCAACCAAUCUUGGAUAAAGCAAAUUUUCAAAAAUACCAUGCUAAAUUUAUAUGUUCUUUACUUGUUGUAGUUACAAACAAAUUAACUCUUAGUAUGCCCACAUUACUAAAUUCACCACAAGUAUUCUCACACACAGUGUUUGAAACAUUACAACUUGAUCAAACUCUUCGUGAAUUACAUAUGUAUGUUCCACCAGGGAAAAAAGAAUGGAAGGGAUGUGUUGAUGUUUUCACAGGAAAAAAAGAAUGGUUUAAAGCAUGGCUCAAAGUUGAAAAAAGCUUUGCUGAGGCUCGUUAUGAUGAGAUAAUGCAUUCUGAAGAUGCAUGGGAAAUAGAGGAUGAAGAUGGGGCGGAAGAUGAAUUUAAGCCUACAAAGUCUGCAAAAAAAUUGAUGAAUUUAUUGGAAUUAGUUACAAGUCGUUAUAAAUUGUUGCCUUUGUUUCAUAACCGUAUACGAUUUCUUGUUGAUAUUCAAGCUGAAUUAUUAAUAUCGUAUGCACAUAGGAUUGAUUCUGCUGUUGAUGCAUUUGAAAAUUUGGGGUAUUCGUUUGUAAGGGCUGUUCCUAACACUUCUAGCACUGAAGGAAAGUUUACUAGUAGUAUUGAAGGCUUGAAAAGGUUAUGUAGGUGGCUGAAUAGUGCUGGAUACGUAAGCCGAACAAUUAAAGAAUGGGGUGAAGAUGCGUUUUUUCUUGAAUUAUGGCAUGAAGUGACAGUACGUGCAGCACGAGAUACUGGCACAUCUCCAUUAUCCUCGCCAACAUUUCCCGAUG
Molecule: messenger RNA, 1819 nt
Organism: Entrophospora candida
Lineage: Eukaryota; Fungi; Glomeromycota; Glomeromycetes; Entrophosporales; Entrophosporaceae
Source: the annotation of a GenBank genome assembly